Molecule: messenger RNA, 1056 nt
Organism: Sorex fumeus (smoky shrew)
Lineage: Eukaryota; Metazoa; Chordata; Mammalia; Eulipotyphla; Soricidae
Gene: GPX3
Product: glutathione peroxidase 3
Exons: 5
Biological process (GO): response to oxidative stress
Molecular function (GO): glutathione peroxidase activity
Source: RefSeq, a predicted model, not a curated record
GAAAGGGACCCGGGGCCCUGGGGCCGCCGCAGACAGGACAAGGACUCUGGAGGGACAGAGGGACGGCGCCCCCUGCCAGCCAUGGCCCGGCUGUUCUCUGCGACCUGCCUCCUUCCGCUGCUGCUCUCGGGCCUUGUCCGGGGGCAGGACUCCAAGGUGGACUGCCAUGACGGGGUGACCGGGUCCAUCUACGACUACGGGGCCCUGGCCAUCGACGGCCAGGAGUACAUCCCCUUCAAGAACUACGCGGGCAAGCACGUUCUCUUCGUCAACGUGGCCAGCUACUGAGGCCUGACGGGCCAGUACGUCGAGCUGAAUGCACUGCAGGAGGAGCUGGAGCCCUCGGGCCUGGUCAUCCUGGGCUUCCCCUCCAACCAAUUCGGAAAGCAGGAGCCGGGGGAGAACUCGGAGAUCCUGGCCACCCUCAAGCACGUCCGGCCUGGCGGCGGCUUUGUCCCCAAGUUCCAGCUCUUUGAGAAGGGGGACGUGAACGGGGACAAGGAGCAGAAGGUGUUCACCUUCCUCAAGAACGCCUGCCCGCCCACCUCGGAGCUGCUGGGCCAGCCCGCCCGCCUCUUCUGGGAGCCCAUGAAGGUCCACGACAUCCGCUGGAACUUCGAGAAGUUCCUGGUGGGGCCCACCGGCGUGCCCGUCAUGCGCUGGCACCACCGCACCCCGGUCAGCACCGUCAAGGCGGACGUGCUGGCCUACAUGAAGCGGCUGGAGGCCCCGGGCGCCAGGAAGUAGCGGUCCGAGGCCGCUCAGGGAGGACCCCUUCUCUUCUCCGGCUGCCACUGCCCAACCCGCCUGUUCCCCACCCAGCCGUGACCCCCAGAGCAGCCAGGGUGACAGCCGCGCGGGAAGGCCAGGUCCCGGGGCGCAUCUCCAUGACGGCGGGGCCCGAAGCCUCCGGGCGGGCCUCCCCCGAGCCCGUCUGCCGCCGGCCCUUGUGCAUUCAGGCCGAGCCACAGGCGGUCGAUGCCGCCCCAGAACCCGCCUUUCCCGCGGCCCCUGGCCUGCUCCCACCCCCCACCCCCAGUAAAGGCCUUUGCAGCA